ACAACAAAACAAAACAUGGCAGGUUUUGAUAACCCAGGACUGUUUUUCAGUGAUAACUUUGGUGCAGAAGAUGACAACAAUCAAGAUCAAAUUAAUAGGCUUGCGACGCUUAGACGAUUUAAAGAGUUUAUUCGACAGUUUUAUACGGGAAACUUUUCUUACAUUUAUAGUUUGAAGAUGCAGCUAAGGAGGUAGCUGAUGAGGUGACGCGACCAAGACCUGACACAGAUGAUGAGUUACAGAGCAUUCAGAUUCUGCUGAAAUCUGAUUCGAACCCAUCCGUCAUGAGAGAUUUAAAGUCGGACGCCGUAUCGAAGCUGGUGAAGAUUCCGGGAAUGAUCAUCGCUGCUUCGGCAAUUAAGUCUAAGGCGACGAGCAUCACUGUGCAGUGUCGCAGCUGCCGCAGCUUCAUUCCUAAGCUACACGUGAAGCCAGGGCUCGAUGGCUACACGCUGCCACGCAAGUGUAACACAGAUCAGGCUGGCCGGCCGCCAUGUCCGCUCGAUCCGUACUUCAUAGUCCCGGACAAGUGCGAGUGUGUUGACUAUCAGCUACUGAAGCUGCAGGAAUCCCCGGAAGCUGUUCCCCAGGGAGAGAUGCCCAGGCACAUGCAAUUGUUCUGCGACAGGUACCUGACAGAAAAGGUUGUUCCGGGAAACAAAGUCACUGUUAUUGGUAUCUACUCCAUCAAAAAGAUGUCGGCUGGAAAGACAGGCUCCAAGGACAAGGCCACCGUCGGAAUCCGGAGUCCCUACCUCCGCGUCGUCGGCAUCGAGGUCGAGACUGCCGGCCUCGGACGCAGCGCGGGGAGCCCCGUGACGGCGGACGAGGAGGAGGAGUUCCGUCGUCUCGCGGCGAGCCCGGGCGUGUACGAGACGAUCGCUCGCAGCAUCGCUCCCUCCAUCUAUGGCAGCGAGGACGUGAAGAAGGCGAUCGCGUGCCUGCUGAUCGGCGGCUCGCGCAAGCGGCUGCCGGACGGGCUCACGCGACGCGGCGACAUCAACCUGCUCCUGCUCGGCGACCCGGGAACCGCGAAGAGCCAGCUGCUGAAGUUCGUCGAGCGCGUUUCGCCGAUCGCGGUGUAUACAUCUGGGAAGGGCAGCAGUGCAGCAGGACUCACAGCUUCGGUUAACAGAGACCCGCAGACCCGUAAUUUCGUGAUGGAAGGGGGCGCCAUGGUGCUGGCUGACGGAGGCGUCGUCUGCAUCGAUGAGUUUGACAAGAUGCGUGAAGACGACAGAGUCGCCAUACACGAAGCCAUGGAACAGCAGACCAUCUCUAUCGCCAAGGCUGGCAUCACUACAACGUUGAACUCGCGCUGUUCUGUGUUGGCUGCAGCCAACAGCGUCUUUGGCCGCUGGGACGACACCAAGGGUGAAGAGAACAUCGACUUCAUGCCCACAAUUCUGUCUCGCUUUGACAUGAUCUUCAUAAUCAAGGACGAACACAACGAAAGCCGUGACGUGACGCUAGCAAAGCACGUCAUGAAUGUUCACAUGAAUGCUAGGCAGAUGACGGAGGAACCUAAAGAAGGGGAGCUGCCACUCGAGAAACUAAAGAAGUACAUUUCCUACUGCAGAGCGCGGUGCGGCCCGCGGCUGGCGGCGCCUGCUGGUGAGAAGUUGAAGAAUCGAUAUGUUCUGAUGAGAAGUGGUUCCGGUGAACAGGAGAGAGACAUGGGGCGUAAAACCUCCAUCCCCAUCACAGUCCGGCAACUAGAAGCGAUUAUCCGAAUCUCCGAGUCGUUAGCUAAAAUGAGGUUGCAGCCAUUUGCUAACGAAGCGCAUGUGGAAGAGGCACUGAGGUUAUUCCAGGUGUCCACCCUUGAUGCCGCCAUGUCUGGAAAUCUAUCGGGAGCUGAGGGCUUCACGACUCAGGAAGACCAGGAGAUGCUGAGUCGCAUCGAAAAGCAGAUGAAGCGGAGAUUCGCGAUCGGCACACAGGUCUCCGAGCACAGCAUCCUGCAGGAUUUCCUCAAGCAGAAAUACCCCGAACAAGUAAUCUACAAGGUUCUCCAGAUAAUGCUCCGCAGAGGUGAGAUCCAGCAUCGAAUGCAGAGAAAGAUGCUGUACAGAAUGAAGUAACAAGUACAGCAGUUCCUCGCCAACAGAUGUCACCACUGUACAUCUGCUAGAGUUGAGAGCGAUGGGCUUAGCAAUGUGUUAGCCACCCACCAUAGCGAAAACGUAUAUUUGUGAGCAGUGUGGGAAUCGAUUAUUUGCUAACUCACGUAAUGCAAGUCAGAGCUGUUCUGAGCGAGUACUUAUUUUAUACUUUAGCUAGAAUGGCAGGAGCUUUUCCACUCCUGAUUUUCAUGUAAAGAUAUUUUGUAGCCUGAUAAUCUCUAUGUGUUUAUGUGUGUCUUCAUCAAAUGCAUUUUUUGGUGGUGCAAGACAGGCAUGAAACAAUUUGUAUGAAAUUAGUUCUUAAAUGCAGACAAAUGCGGCUAGGUAUGUCAUCUGUAGAGGGUGAUUUAAAGAAGUGGUAGAGGAUUAUGGAUAAGAAUAGUUGCAUUUAGACAACUAAGGUGAUGAGAUGAAGAAAAAUGGGAGGGAGAAGAGUUGAAGGCUGGGAGGUGUUGGGAGAAACAGAAGUCGAGGAGAGCGGAAAUGUGCAUUUGUACGUGUAAAUGGAAAUGACAGUGUAAGAGAAAAGGGAAUAGGAUAAGUGGCAGCGAUAGAUGGGAGCGAGGAAUGAAAAAUCUUAUUUAAGUAUCAGCAGCCACUUCUGCCUCCUUUCUUGAUUGGGCUUAAACAUUCCUGUGAUUAAUAUCAUGUUCUGCCAGGGUAAUAAAAUUGAUAUACUAGCCAAUUAGCAGCUAUGGCAUCCUACCAAUCUUCGUCUGCAGUAGAAUAUCGUUGUUCGAGUGUGGGAUCGUUGAAGAUUGGCAAUAAAACGUUAUCUUUGCCCAAAUAUUCGUUUUUCAUGAAGCUGCGGUAAUUUCAGACAGUUCUUAUACGCCUGCUACUGUGAAUACAAUCCGAUGUGUCGCACCACCACAACUGUGUGGCACUAUUGCCAUGUGCAUGUUGACUGUUUUAUGGCAUAAAGAAUAUUUGAAAUCUUGAUACACCAGUCACCAUUUUGUCUAAUGGUUUUUCUGAUCGUUGUCAAGUUUGAAUGCAUAAUAAAAUUCUUUGACCAACAUAA
This is a messenger RNA of Priapulus caudatus, 3150 nucleotides long. RefSeq names its product DNA replication licensing factor mcm5-A-like. Lineage: Eukaryota; Metazoa; Priapulida; Priapulimorpha; Priapulimorphida; Priapulidae. Gene Ontology annotation, molecular function: DNA replication origin binding; single-stranded DNA binding; 3'-5' DNA helicase activity. Gene Ontology annotation, biological process: DNA replication initiation; double-strand break repair via break-induced replication; DNA replication. The record is from RefSeq and is a predicted model, not a curated record. Gene Ontology annotation, cellular component: MCM complex; nucleus.